UGUGUGUGUGUGUGUGUCUGCGAGUUGAGAAAUAGAUAGGAGCGAGGGCUUGGAGAUUAGUCACAAAAGCAUCAUCAUCAUCAUUAUUUCAAUCAGUAACGAACGUCCCAUACUGUUGUCGUUUUUUUUGGUUUGUUGUUUGUUGUUGUGGCCAACAAUGCAUCACAAUUGGACAAUAUCCUGUACAGUGCAUAUUUGAUUUAUUCAUUUUUUUAAAAAAAGAAAUAUUUACUUUGAUAAAUAGAUAAACUAAAUAACUAAUAAUUUCGGUUGGAUAAAUUGUCAUUUCAUUAUUAUUAUUAUUGUUUCGAAUACGGAUAUUAUCGUUAAAUUGUUAUAAUAAUUUCAUAUUCCAAAGUUUUGUUGUUGUUUUUGUUCAAUCAUGCUCAUCAAAGAAUUUCGUGUGGUUUUACCAUUGACGGUUGAAGAGUAUCAAAUAGGACAAUUGUUUAGUGUGGCGGAAGCAUCGAAAAAUGAAACAGGCGGUGGUGAAGGUGUUGAAGUAGUAAAAAAUGAACCAUUUAGUAAUUAUCCACUUUUGGAUGGUAAAUAUGAUAAAGGUCAAUACACGUACAAAAUAUAUCACCUUGAUUCAAAGGUGCCUUCAAUCGUACGACUUAUUGCUCCUAAAGGAUCAUUAGAAAUACAUGAAGAAGCAUGGAAUGCAUAUCCAUAUUGUCGGACAAUUAUUACGAAUCCUGAUUAUAUGAAAGAUAAUUUUCGUUUGGUAAUCGAAACAAUGCAUGCACCGGAUAGAGGGACACAAGAUAAUGCACAUCAUUUGGAUCAACAACUUCUUAAACAACGUGAAGUAAUUUUCAUAGACAUUGCCAACGAUCCUGUUAAUCAAUCGGAUUAUAAACCAGAUGAAGACCCUAAAAAAUUUAAAUCACAAAAAACGAAUCGUGGACCAUUAUCCGAUGAUUGGAGAAAAACUUGUGAACCGGUCAUGUGUUCCUAUAAAUUGGUUACCUGUGAAUUUAAAUGGUUUGGUGUUCAAAAUCGUAUUGAAAGUUUUAUUCAAAAAACGGAGCGAAAAAUAUUUCUUAAUUUUCAUCGACAAGUCUUUUGCUGGGUAGACAAAUGGCAUGGUUUGACCAUGAAAGAUAUUCGUGACUUGGAAGAAAAGACCAAAAAAGAAUUAGACGAGCAACGUGCCAAAGGCAACCUCAAAGGAACCAAACAGAUCGAUUAACCCUUUUCAUGUAUGGUGGUGCAUGAGAAUCAUCAUUAAGUAAAAAAAAACACCGAUAGGAUUCCAAUUAUGUUCAUCCAAGCGUUGCCAAUUGCCACUGCAGCUACCGACGCACUCAUCAUUCAUUCAUUCAUUCAGUGAUCCAUUCUAGCCAUUUGUUUUGUUAUAUUGUUAACUAAUUAAUUUUGUGUGUCUGUUUGUAUUGUGUGUGCGUUUUUCGAUUCUUCCAAAAUUCAUCCAAAUUUUUUUCAAUAUGGAUUUUUUUCUCAUCCCCGGUCAUUGAUCAUCUCGAUUUAUUUUAUUUAUUUUCUAAAUUUACUUGUAGCUGUGCUUGUUUUCUUGUUUAGCUUAUUGUUG
Molecule: messenger RNA, 1552 nt
Organism: Dermatophagoides pteronyssinus (European house dust mite)
Lineage: Eukaryota; Metazoa; Arthropoda; Arachnida; Sarcoptiformes; Pyroglyphidae
Gene: vib
Product: phosphatidylinositol transfer protein vib
Biological process (GO): phospholipid transport
Cellular component (GO): cytoplasm
Molecular function (GO): phosphatidylinositol transfer activity; phosphatidylinositol binding; phosphatidylcholine binding
Source: RefSeq, a predicted model, not a curated record